Messenger RNA from Exophiala oligosperma, 537 nucleotides. RefSeq lists its product as uncharacterized. The transcript has a single exon. The coding region runs from base 1 to 537 and encodes 178 amino acids. Lineage: Eukaryota; Fungi; Ascomycota; Eurotiomycetes; Chaetothyriales; Herpotrichiellaceae. The record is from RefSeq and is a predicted model, not a curated record.
AUGGAGCAUGCACAUUUUCAGCACCUCGAGGACUUUGUGGGGCCUCCGCCCUUUGUUCAGCAUGUACCGCUCGUGCAUAUCGGUAGCACGAUCUCACCUUUCAAAGUCUUUGGGCAGACACAGCUCGACAACGGUGACUUGAGGGAGGAUCAAAGUCAUGACACAGAUCCUACAAUUCAUCGCAAAUUUUCUGCCCUGCCACUACAACCAGAACAACCACUAACCUCGACCCUUUCGCUUUCAACAUCGCUAUCGCCUGAGCGACUAAUCGCAGGGCAACGAACCAGUAUGAAUUCACAGGCUGUCAAUGUCUGUGAUCAAGAACAGCUACCUAACACCAGUCCCGAGCUCCACUCAAUCAUGAUGAAUUUUCUUGCCGACACGAAUGUGGGCGGUUUUGAGAUUUGCUUGCCUUUGGUUCCACCAGACGAAGAGAACUACACCGUGGAUAUGCCUACUCAUACUUCCUCUCGGAGAAACGGCAAACCAUGCAUGAGAUGCCGAGCACUGAAGAGAAAGGUAUUGGCUGUCAUAUAA